Penicillium waksmanii is the source of this 861-nucleotide messenger RNA. RefSeq names its product mitogen-activated protein kinase HOG1. Gene Ontology annotation, biological process: stress-activated MAPK cascade; osmosensory signaling pathway; cellular response to oxidative stress. Gene Ontology annotation, cellular component: cytoplasm; nucleus. Gene Ontology annotation, molecular function: ATP binding; protein serine/threonine kinase activity. The record is from RefSeq and is a predicted model, not a curated record. Lineage: Eukaryota; Fungi; Ascomycota; Eurotiomycetes; Eurotiales; Aspergillaceae. The annotation marks the transcript as partial. The transcript is spliced from 5 exons.
UCUGCCGAGGACCGAAAAUCUCGUCAGCUUGUCACGGUGAAAAAAUAUUUGGACCCAUUUUCAGCGGCAAGCAAGACUAGGCAUAUAUUCCGAGAGAUUAAAUUAUUGAGACAUAUGAAGCAUGAAAAUGUUGCGGCUGUCGUCGAUAUAUUUAUCUCUCCUUCGCAAGAUGUCUACCUUGUUACGGAACUAAUGGAAAUCAAUCUCCAAACACUUUUGAAGACAAAGCCCAUGCAAGGAGAGUUUGUCCAGUACUUUUUGUACCAGAUAAUGCGUGGACUCAAAUAUAUUCAUUCGGCCGGAGUCGUUCAUGGUGACCUGCAGCCAAGCAAUAUUAUGGUGAGCCAUAACUGUGACCUCAAAAUCAAGGGAUAUGGACAGCCGCGAGUUUACGGUCCUUGGAUCACUCGCCAUGCCUCUGCCCACUAUACGGCCCCCGAAGCUAUGUUGGAAGGCCAAAGAUAUGGCAAGUCCAUUGACAUUUGGAGUGUAGGUUGUAUAUUUGCCGAGUUGUUGCAGGGAAAGGUUCUUUUCCCUGGCCAAAAUGAUAUUCAACAAUUUCAUAUGAUCACAGAGCUGCUAGGCACACCGACUGAGACUGUCACGAAAAGAAUGACUGGUGGAAAUUUGCUAAUAAUCUUAGCCGCUGGACUAUUGGAGAAUAUGCUUGUUUUCGACCUACAAGAGAGAGUUACUGCAUCCGAAGCUCUAGAAUUUGCCUAUCUAGCCCCUUAUCAUGACCCUACAGAUGAACCGGAGGCUGAAGAGGCAGUCGAUUGGACAUUUGAUAACGCCAACCACUCAUUUGAAUAUUGGAAAGCCGAGUUGUAUGCCUGGGAGUCUAAAUUGAUGUUGAACUGA